Spodoptera littoralis (African cotton leafworm) is the source of this 1158-nucleotide messenger RNA. The record is from the annotation of a GenBank genome assembly. NCBI's taxonomy places the organism in Eukaryota, Metazoa, Arthropoda, Insecta, Lepidoptera, Noctuidae.
AUGAAUUGCAAAAAAUGUGAUUCUCCUAAGACUGUGAUUUUGAGAAAAAAGGAUUAUUAUUGUGAUAAUUGUUUUAUGUUAAACACUAAUCAUAAGUUCCGUGCAUGUCUAGGAAAAAAUAAGGUGUUAACUCCGAAUGAAAAUGUAAUGAUUGGACUCUCAGGGGGUGUGGGCUCUACAGUUUUGUUAGAUUUAGUCCAUCAUGCUAUAUCUUUAGAAAACACUAAAAAACUACGGAUAACUCCAUUCUUUAUACAUUUAUAUGAUGAUGAUUGCAGAUGCUUGGCAGAAUCUCUAAUCAAACAAUGUGAGAAGUAUAAUUUUGAUGUUUAUGUGGUACACCUUGCUGUGUAUAUGAAUUCUAAUUAUGAAUUACCUCAAGCAAACACUUUACAAGAUUUUAGUGAAGAAAAUGAAAGGCAAGUCUUUAAGGAUAUGAUGAACAGCAUGCCCUCAUCAGCAGCUAAUGAUUUUUUACUCAAAAUUAAACGCAAUCUCUUAGUUGAGUUUGCAAAGAAAUUGAACUGCAGUGUUAUUUUCACAGCAGAAACUACAAACACUUUAGCAGUUAACUUAUUAUCUAAUUUGGCUAUUGGCAGAGGAUCACAAGUUCAAUAUGACAUUGGAUUUUGCGAUAAUCGCGAUGACAAAGUGAAAAUCAUAAGACCCAUAAAAGACAUCAGCAAUGAAGAAUUGAAUCACUAUAUCUCAAUAAAGCAGUUGACUCCAGUAAAUGACAGUCAUAUCAAAAGUAAUAGCUUACAGUCAGUAAUCUCUUCAUUUGUAUCUGAACUUCAAGAUAACUUUCAAGCCACAAUAUCUACAGUUUGCAAAACAGCUGAUAAAAUUGGAGACCAGAAGGAAUCUAAUACACAUGAGAAAUGCUUAAUAUGUGAGAGUGAUCUUGAUGUAAAAAACAUGAAACUAUCAGCAUUUGAAGCAACAAAUGUUUCGAGAAUGGUUUCCCUUGAAAAUAAUCAGUCUUAUCCAACUUUCGAAAAGACGCCUGAUAUCAUACAUCGUCUGGAAAAUAAUAACAACACUUCAGUUUUCCCACUAAUCAAUAAAUAUCUUUGUUAUGGUUGCAGCAGGAACCAUUCAGAAAUGAAUAUACAUAAAUUACCAAAUCAAUUACAAAAAGCUUUAAGUGCAGAAUAG